AGACAAGGGGCUAAAAGCAGAGUGGACUGAGUGGCCAGCGAAGAGCAGUGAAGGCGGCAGUCCCCUCACCUCGAGACCACCAGCUCCCUCCUGCUUGAGAUGUUCCACCGAAUUUGGGCAGCGUUGCUCUACCUCUAUGGUUUUCUUCUCAACGCCAUGGACCAGUGCCCUGAGCAGAGUCCACUAACAGCUCUGGGAAUGGAUAAAAAAGAGACGCACCUUGGCCUGUGGUACUUUAUCGCAGGAGCAGCCCCCACCAAGGAGGAGUUGGCCACUUUUGACUCUGUGGACAACAUUGUCUUCAACAUGGCUGCCGGCUCUGCCCCCAGACGGCUCCAGCUCCGCGCGGCCGUCCGCAUGAAAAAUGGGCUCUGUGUGCCCCGGAAAUGGAUCUACCACUUGACUGAAGAGAAAGGGAACACAGAUCUCAGAACUGAAGGCCGCCCUGACAUGAAAACAGACCUCUUCUCCAGCUCGUGCCCAGGUGGAAUCAUGCUGAAAGAGACAGGCCAGGGUUACCAACGCUUUCUCCUCUACAAUCGCUCACCACACCCUCCUGAGAAGUGUGUGGAGGAAUUCCAGUCCCUGACCUCCUGCUUGGGCUUCAAAGCCUUCUUAGUAACUCCCAGGAGCCAAGAGGCCUGUGAGCUGUCCAGCCACUGACCUGUAGCUUCAUCCGUGCCCCAGACGAGGCGAAGCUGAGUUGUGAAGGUGAGACGCUAGACGCUCACCUCUCUUUAAGGAUAAUAAAGAUGAUUUUUCAAUCCUCAUCUCAUGGG
Molecule: messenger RNA, 779 nt
Organism: Nannospalax galili (Upper Galilee mountains blind mole rat)
Lineage: Eukaryota; Metazoa; Chordata; Mammalia; Rodentia; Spalacidae
Gene: Apom
Product: apolipoprotein M
Exons: 6
Coding region: 100-663 (187 amino acids)
Biological process (GO): high-density lipoprotein particle assembly; high-density lipoprotein particle clearance; cholesterol efflux
Cellular component (GO): very-low-density lipoprotein particle; high-density lipoprotein particle; low-density lipoprotein particle
Molecular function (GO): phospholipid binding; lipid carrier activity
Source: RefSeq, a predicted model, not a curated record